CCACCCAGCAGGAUGGGUGAUGCGGAGAGCUGCCUGUUCAGACAACAGACACGCGAGGUCAGGGAGAAGCCGCUUAUAAAUUACCGCUUCCUCCGCGCCGCCGCCAGCGUCGUGCUCCGGGACCUGCUUGCAGUCGAGCUCCAGUGCCCAGCCGCCAACGCUGCGAUCGCCACCAGCCCCGCCAGUCCCUCCAGUCCUGGGCCAUCCGCCGUGGGCUUAGCCACCCAGGUGCAGAGCCAGCCCCACAGCCUCUUCAGAGGAGCCUCUCAAGCCCAAGCAGUAGCUGGUGUUAGGCACCAUCUUGUAGCCCUGGAAGCCGCUGCCGCUGCCAUCCGCUGCACCAACGUCCGUCAGCCUGACAGAGUUAGAUAUGAAUCCCGUGCACCCAGAAAACGAGGAAAUGGCCACCAAAGAGAAGCUGCAAUGUCUGAAAGACUUCCACAAAGACAUCCUGAAGCCUUCGCCAGGGAAGAGCCCAGGCACACGGCCUGAGGAUGAGGCUGAGGGGAAGCCCCCUCAGAGGGAGAAGUGGUCCAGCAAGAUUGACUUUGUGCUGUCUGUGGCCGGAGGCUUCGUGGGUUUGGGCAACGUCUGGCGUUUCCCGUACCUCUGCUACAAAAAUGGUGGAGGUGCUUUCCUCAUACCGUAUUUUAUUUUCCUGUUCGGGAGCGGCCUGCCUGUGUUUUUCCUGGAGGUCAUCAUAGGCCAGUACACCUCAGAAGGGGGCAUCACGUGCUGGGAGAAGAUCUGCCCCUUGUUCUCUGGCAUUGGCUAUGCAUCCAUCGUCAUCGUGUCCCUCCUGAAUGUGUACUACAUUGUCAUCCUGGCCUGGGCCACGUACUACCUAUUCCAGUCCUUCCAGAACGAGCUUCCCUGGGCCCACUGCAACCACAGCUGGAACACCCCGCACUGCAUGGAGGACACCCUGCGUAAGAAUGAGACUCUCUGGGUCGCCAUUAGCACCACCAACUUCACCUCACCUGUCAUCGAGUUCUGGGAGCGCAAUGUGCUCAGCCUGUCCUCCGGAAUCGACGACCUAGGCGCUCUGAAAUGGGACCUUGCGCUCUGCCUCCUCUUAGUCUGGCUCGUCUGUUUUUUCUGCAUCUGGAAGGGGGUUCGAUCCACAGGCAAGGUUGUCUACUUUACCGCCACUUUCCCGUUUGCCAUGCUUCUGGUGCUGCUGGUCCGUGGACUGACCCUGCCAGGUGCUGGUGAAGGCAUCAAAUUCUACCUGUACCCCGACAUCAGCCGCCUCGAGGACCCACAGGUGUGGAUCGACGCUGGAACCCAGAUAUUCUUUUCCUAUGCCAUCUGUCUGGGGGCCAUGACCUCACUGGGAAGCUACAACAAGUACAAGUAUAACUCGUACAGGGACUGUAUGCUGCUGGGAUGCCUGAACAGUGGUACCAGUUUUGUGUCUGGCUUCGCAAUUUUUUCCAUCCUGGGCUUCAUGGCACAAGAGCAAGGGGUGGACAUUGCUGAUGUGGCUGAGUCAGGUCCUGGCUUGGCCUUCAUUGCCUACCCAAAAGCUGUGACUAUGAUGCCGCUGCCCACCUUUUGGUCCAUUCUGUUUUUUAUUAUGCUCCUCUUGCUUGGACUGGACAGCCAGUUUGUUGAAGUCGAAGGACAGAUCACAUCCUUGGUUGAUCUUUACCCGUCCUUCCUAAGGAAGGGUUAUCGUCGGGAAAUCUUCAUCGCCAUCGUGUGUAGCAUCAGCUACCUGCUGGGGCUGACGAUGGUGACGGAGGGUGGCAUGUAUGUGUUUCAACUCUUUGACUACUAUGCAGCUAGUGGUGUAUGCCUUUUGUGGGUUGCAUUCUUUGAAUGUUUUGUUAUUGCCUGGAUAUAUGGCGGUGAUAACUUAUAUGACGGUAUUGAGGACAUGAUUGGCUAUCGGCCCGGGCCCUGGAUGAAGUACAGCUGGGCUGUCAUCACUCCAGUUCUCUGUGUUGGAUGUUUUAUCUUCUCUCUUGUCAAGUAUGUACCCCUGACCUACAACAAAGUCUACGUGUACCCUGAUUGGGCGAUUGGGCUGGGCUGGGGCCUGGCCCUUUCCUCUAUGGUGUGUAUCCCCAUGGUCAUCGUUAUCCUCUUCUGCCGGACGGAGGGACCGUUCCGCGUGAGAAUCAAAUACCUGAUAACCCCCAGGGAACCCAACCGCUGGGCCGUGGAGCAUGAGGGCGCCACGCCCUUCAACUCUCGCUCGAACCUCAUGAACGGCGCACUCAUGAAACCCAGUCACGUCAUCGUGGAGACCAUGAUGUGAGGUCCGGGCCAUGCGACAGGCGCUCUCCUGCUGUUUACUAACGUUAGAUUCUCAUAGGACCAGGUUUACAGAGCUUUAUAUUUGUACUAGGAUUUUUUUUUUUAAUUGUCACAGAAAAUGUUACUCUAUGUGUAUGUGUGUGUGUGUGUCAUGUGUGUGUCUGUCUAUGUGUAUUUUGUUUUGAUUUGGGGGAUAUUUUGUACAAAAAAAGAACCCACGGGCCUACGUCCUGGGGAGAGGAUGGACUUUCUUAUUGAUUUUGAUGUAUUUUAUGGGAACUUGGUAAAUUUUUCUUUGUAUUUUUUUUUAGCAUAUAACUAUAUAUAUACUUAGAGUCUGUCAUACACUUUACCACUUGAAUUGGUCUUGCCAGCAAUGGAUUUCGUUUUCAAAAGCAAUUCUUCGGUGCUUAUAUAGCUGGCAGAAAUUUCUGCCCAAAAGCAAACAAAAAAAAAAAAAGAGAGAGAGAGA
Molecule: messenger RNA, 2737 nt
Organism: Peromyscus leucopus (white-footed mouse)
Lineage: Eukaryota; Metazoa; Chordata; Mammalia; Rodentia; Cricetidae
Gene: Slc6a6
Product: solute carrier family 6 member 6
Exons: 16
Coding region: 371-2266 (631 amino acids)
Biological process (GO): neurotransmitter transport; sodium ion transmembrane transport; taurine transmembrane transport
Cellular component (GO): plasma membrane
Molecular function (GO): taurine:sodium symporter activity
Source: RefSeq, a predicted model, not a curated record